This is a messenger RNA of Drosophila innubila, 1628 nucleotides long. RefSeq names its product progestin and adipoQ receptor family member 3. The transcript has 5 exons. The record is from RefSeq and is a predicted model, not a curated record. The coding region runs from base 239 to 1270 and encodes 343 amino acids. Gene Ontology annotation, cellular component: membrane. Gene Ontology annotation, molecular function: signaling receptor activity. NCBI's taxonomy places the organism in Eukaryota, Metazoa, Arthropoda, Insecta, Diptera, Drosophilidae.
CAAGUUAUUCAACGAAACGGUUGAUAACAUCUACAAUUUGAAAGUGAUAAAUAUAAAAAGUAAACAGAUUUUGAGCUUUGAAAUAUUUUCGAAAUCAAAAACAUGUAUCUGUAGCAAAUUGCUCAAGAUAAAAACACACAAAAAUUAAGUUUUGACUCUUGUUUAAACUGUGAAGCUGCCGUUUUGCAAUCGUGAUCUUUGAUAACCAAAAAAAUAAAAAUAAUAAGAGUUAUUGAAAAUGGAAACCACAGUUAUAACGACCACUACAACAACCACGACAGAAUUAAAACGCAAUGGGCGCAGCAACAAAAAGAAAAAUCUCGAUGGUCAACUAACUGCAGAGUUGACCACGGACAUCUCGCAUCAGUUUCCGGCUAAUGAGGAGCCUAAUGUGCUGGGACAUGGCCCAGACUUUGAUGACAAGUUGUCCAAAUUGAAGUGGCUGUGCAACUUUGAUGAUGCGCCCACCCAUUUGAAGUUUAAUCCGUAUAUACGUCGUGGAUAUCGCACAUUCCUCUCCAACAAGCUCUGCCUGCAGAGCAUAUUCUGGUGGACCAAUGAGACGAUCAACAUCUGGAGUCACCUGGCUGGUUGCAUACUCUUCAUUGGACUGACGAUCUUCGACUUUCAAUUUCUGCGCGAACAUGCGGCAUUCAGUGAUCAAGUGCUCGUCGUCUGUCUGCUCGUCUGCUUCUGUCUGUGCAUGUUGCUGUCGGCCAUAUAUCAUAUAUUCUCCUGUAAAUCGGAGGAGCACUACGAACUGUUUCUCUCGGUGGAUUUCCUGGGAAUAUGCUUAUCGCUGGUGGCCAUUUAUAUUAGUGGCAUGUACUAUGCUUUCUGGUGCCAUACGUUCUUGAGAACACUAUACUCUACCAUUGCGCUGGGCAUGUUUGGUUUGGCCAUCGCUGUGCAGAUACCAAAAUUGAAUGUAUCCAUGAAUGGAAAAGUUGCUGUGCUUUUACUCUGGUCAGCUUACGGUAUUCUACCUCUUGGCCAUUGGGCAGUGAAAAUGGGAGGAUUGGAGCACGAGCUGGUUGGAUUGAUGGUGCCACGGAUUGUCAUCAUGUAUGCGCUCUGUCUGGUGGCAUUUGUCUUUUAUGCCGCCAAGAUUCCAGAGCGUUGGCUCAAUGGCAAAGUCGACUUUGUUGGCCAUUCGCACAAUUGGUGGCAUCUGAUUAUUGUUGCCGCCUUCUAUCACUGGCACAACACGGGAAUUGUCUAUGCCGAGUAUCGUUUAAACAAUGGCUGCAGUGCACCCGUGCUCUCCUAAUGUAACAGGACACCUCCAAGGACUUUGCUUGUCAAAUGUAUAUAUUUAUAGUUUAGAAGCUUUAAGAAUUAACUAAUAUUUAGUUGUAGCUGUUGAGCGAUAUUGUUAAUUUAUGUACAAAAACCAAUAACCAAACUCACACACACACAAUCACAACACAUACACAUACAGAAACACACACACACACACAGAUAUGCUAUUAUGAAGUUAGGGUUUUCUGUUAGAUUACUUGUAACGAUAAUCAAUCGACUUGUGAAGAAGGUUUUAAUAUUAUGGCCAUGAAGAAAUUUUGAAUCUGGUUAAAUCAAUUUUAUAUUCAAAUAUAUUAAUGCAAAAUAUAUUAAAAAAUUUUAAAAUA